CAACCCAACAUAUGUUCUCUUUCAUUGAUUGAUAUAUAAAAAAAUUUAUCCGUGCAAAAUCAUUUUUGAGUAGAAAAAAAUCACGUAAGAAACACAUAAAACCAACGAAGAUUGGAAAAAUAUUCGAAUUUCCUGAUUUGAAGGCUUUUCCAUUUUCCCACAAUUAAACGCGAAAGCCACUGGAAAACAUGUGAGAGUGCAUAUUUAUCAUCGAGAAUUACAAGAAAGAAAAACCCCACAACCAAAUAGGAGAGUGCGUGUGUGUGUACGAACGAAUUGUCAUAUUUUUUUUUUAUUUGUUCAUUGCCUUCUAAAAGAGCUGGGAGAGAACUGCCUGCUGUCAUUUAGAAGGAUACAAAACUAGGAAAUUAUUUUCGGGCAAGUCUCAUAUUCUGUAAUAAUGAAAAGGUUUAUUUUAUAAUGUGAUAAGUUCUAUAGCUAGAAAAAUGGAAGAAGUUAAGUUGGAAAAUUGCACGGUGCAGCAGCAGCAGCAACAACAACAGCAGUCAAAGAAAAAAUCUAAAAAUAAAAAGAAGAGCUCCAGAAAUGAAACGACGACGACUGAUGAAGACCAAUUGUCGCAAAUGGGUUUGGUGGCGGACAUAAACGGCUUAAAAGAUCAGCUAAAGCAACAGCUACACAUAGCUGGUACACCUAAGGUCAAUGGCCUUGUAACCGAUAGAGGAUUAAAUAGUAAUAACUGCAACAAUAGUACUCCCGCGGAGCCACCAACUUUAAAUGGCCAUCACAAAGAAGGUGACGACAUAAGUCUGACUACUAGCAAAAAAUCUAAAAGAAAACCUAAUAAUAAGAAGAAUCCUAGCAGCACAGAUUUAGUGGCAACAACAGAGCCCAUAAAAAGGGAAAAUGGGGAUUGUCAUUCAAAGGCUGCAUGCCACCAUGCGGAUGGUGGUGAGGACGAGAAUGAACAUUUACAAAAUGGUAAUGUCCCUGCCCCUGCAACAAAUGUUACAAGUGUGAAUGUGACUACCUGUAACAACACUGCCAUGACCAACCCAAAAGCCCAAAUAAGCGAACAAACUAAAACGUCGGCGAAUGACGAUAAAAAUUCCUCCAGUGCUAUUGCUGACACAACAGCAUCACCCACAUCUGCAACGCCAUCCGCUGUGCUAGAUCCCGUGCCCGCUUUGGAUUUGUCUAAUGUUCAUAUUGAGUACAAGGAAUAUGAAUCCGAAUUGCAAAUGCAUGACAUAAUGCGUUUAAUCCAAGCUGAGCUAUCCGAACCAUAUUCAAUAUACACUUAUCGUUAUUUCAUUUAUAAUUGGCCAAAACUAUGUUUCCUGGCAGCCCAUGGAAAUGAAUACGUUGGUGCUAUUGUGUGCAAGCUGGACAUGCACAUGAAUGUUAGACGUGGCUAUAUUGCCAUGUUGGCUGUACGCAAAGAAUAUAGGAAAUUAAAAAUUGGUACUACAUUAGUGCAAAAGGCAAUUGAGGCCAUGCUAGCCGACAAUGCCGACGAAGUUGUUUUGGAAACUGAAAUGAGUAAUCUACCUGCAUUGCGUCUGUAUGAAAAUUUGGGUUUUGUACGAGAUAAACGUCUGUUUCGUUAUUACUUAAAUGGUGUCGAUGCAUUGCGUCUCAAACUUUGGUUUAGAUGAGAUUAUUUAUAACAACAAAAAGAAAUGAACAAAAAACCCAACAACAAUAUAUAAAUAAUACAUUAUGUUUGUAAACUAUUAAAUUACAACUAACAACCUUUGCUAACAAUGCAAUACAACAGCAACAAAAAUCAACCAUAUAACAACCAACACCACCACCAGCCAUCAGUAAUGAUGCGGCGUAAAAUAAUAAACUAUUGUACUUUAAAAAUAAAAAGAAGGACUCUCACUUUUUUCUUUACAUUGUUGAAACAAAAUCAAACUGGAACAAAAAAAUGAAAUGAAAAACCGACAACAACAAUACAUAUUAUGUAGCACAAAAACAAAAAAAAAAAACAUUUAAUUAGAAAAUUUAAAUAUCUAUUCUUCCUAACUUUCUAAAUUAUUCUUUUUUCUAAAAAACAAAAUCAACUGUUUUAUUUCUUUUUUCUUUUUAAUGUAAAAAAUAAUUUAAAAUUUAUUUCUUAAAACCAAAACAAGUUUUUGUUAGUUUUAAAUUCUGUGUAUAAUUUGUAGGCUGGAAACAAUUUGCAAGAGAAUCCCAAAAAUUAUGUGAAAUAUUUAAUGGUUUUUCUUGUUAAUAAUGAGUAUGAAAAAGCAAUUAAACCAAUUGGCCAUGGCAAGCUAAGCUGUACAAAACAAAAAAAAAAUAUAAUAACAAAUUCAA
Messenger RNA from Musca domestica (house fly), 2286 nucleotides. It is a transcript of the gene Naa30A, whose product is annotated as N-alpha-acetyltransferase 30A. The coding region runs from base 447 to 1619 and encodes 390 amino acids. Lineage: Eukaryota; Metazoa; Arthropoda; Insecta; Diptera; Muscidae. Gene Ontology annotation, molecular function: protein-N-terminal amino-acid acetyltransferase activity. Gene Ontology annotation, biological process: N-terminal peptidyl-methionine acetylation. Gene Ontology annotation, cellular component: NatC complex. The transcript has 3 exons. The record is from RefSeq and is a predicted model, not a curated record.